GACAAGGCCGGGGAAGCUGAAGACCUUCCAGGGAAGGGCCUCCUCCUUCUGCUGGAGGGACCAUGGCAGCGAACAGAGGAGUGGGGACCUUCGUAUCUGUCUUCCUUCUGUGCUGCUGGCAAGACGUGCAGCCCUGGCCGAAUAGAGAGUUUUCAGGUUCAAGUUCUGAACAACUGCCAAGUUUAAAAAAUAUGGAUGACGAUAUAGCUACAGUGUUUGAUGAAAUUCUCGUCCGGGAGAUUUUGGAGCCAGGGAAAGCAUCAUAUUUUGAAGGUCAAAGCCCAUCAACAACUUCAGAGCCAAAAACAACGAAGGAAAAAAAAGCCCACAGGAAAGACUUCAGUGCUCCUAAGAGGCAUGAGGAGAAGCAGCUCCCUCCUGGGACCCUAGAUGCCAUGUCCUUUGAUGACGAAGAGAGAGAAACACUUUUUCAGAUGAAAAGCCUUGACGCUCUGGAGAAAAUCAUUGACACUAUUCGAAGAGCUAUUGGAACUCAUCUCAAGAAAAAACGGAAGUUUCAGAAAAGCAGGAGAAUCAGACAACUCCUGGGGAAACUAACCUAGCCCUAAGUACCAGGACUGGCAGAGGGGACAGCCACUGCCUGCCCGCACCUGGGGACAGGACAGAGUGAGAGCAGCCACAACCGUGCGUGAAGGAGAACUGCACUCAGUGAGCAGCAAAUAAAAUUAGAGUAUUUAAAUAUUAAGUUACCA
This is a messenger RNA of Mesocricetus auratus (golden hamster), 713 nucleotides long. RefSeq names its product sperm acrosome-associated protein 7-like. Gene Ontology annotation, cellular component: acrosomal vesicle. The coding region runs from base 63 to 563 and encodes 166 amino acids. The record is from RefSeq and is a predicted model, not a curated record. Lineage: Eukaryota; Metazoa; Chordata; Mammalia; Rodentia; Cricetidae. The transcript is spliced from 6 exons.